Neoarius graeffei (lesser salmon catfish) is the source of this 1179-nucleotide messenger RNA. It is a transcript of the gene gnptg, whose product is annotated as N-acetylglucosamine-1-phosphate transferase subunit gamma. The coding region runs from base 152 to 1036 and encodes 294 amino acids. The record is from RefSeq and is a predicted model, not a curated record. NCBI's taxonomy places the organism in Eukaryota, Metazoa, Chordata, Actinopteri, Siluriformes, Ariidae. The transcript has 10 exons. Gene Ontology annotation, cellular component: Golgi apparatus.
AGGUGGUUUCGACAGCAAGCGAUGAACGCACCUUCAGGGUCACGUGAUCAACACAGCAGCUAGCAAAGAUGGCGGCGCUCGUCGAAGUAAACAAGGAAGUACUGUAAAGCCUUUUCUUUUCUUUCUUAAAAUAAAGAACAUUCCUGCAGUUAUGAUUGAUAAAUUUAUGAAACAACAUUUGCUCUUGUUGGCCUGCCUCGUGGCACUUGUACUGGGUGGGAAGAUGAAAAUUGUGGAGGAACCAAAUACAUUUGGGUUGAAUAAUCACCUGCUGUUGCAGGGCAGCCGGCUGCAGGCCCGAGUCUCUCCGUCUCCUAUGUCCGGGCCUCCUCAUCUUUUUCGACUGGCAGGAAAAUGCUUCAGCUACACAGAGUCCAUGUACAAGUAUGACUUCUGUCCGUUUCAUAACGUGACUCAACACGAGCAGAGCUUCAGGUGGAACGCGUACAGUGGAAUACUGGGGAUCUGGCAGGAGUGGGAGAUUGAGAAUAAGACCUUCACGGCGAUGUGGAUGAGAGAAGGAGACUCAUGUGGGACCAAGAACAGACAGACCAAGGUCCUCCUAACGUGUGGGAACAGCAGUCGGCUAGCUCGAGUGUCUGAGCCCGAGACGUGCGUGUACUUUCUGACGUUCGAGACGCCACUCGUCUGUCACGCACACUCCCUCCUGGUGUAUCCAGUGCUGAGUGAAAAACUUCAGAAAGAAUGGGAUGAGAUUGAACAAGCUCGAUAUGAAGAACUCAUCACUGAACAGGGCUACUACAACAUGCUGAGGGAUGUGUUUGAAGAGGCCGGGUUUCUGAAACGGGCUAAACAGUCGCUUAAACAGGAACACACGCCGAGUCCGAAACAUCAGAACCUGGAACAGUGUACGCAGGAACUUGAGAAGCAGCGUGCCGAAAUCGAACGCCUGCGAUCGCUCCUCAGCCAACACAACAUCUCGUACGAAACAGUCACCGGAAGACCGACUAUCCCACUGACCGCUGUGCAAAACCAGCACCUCAGGGGUGAUACAGGGAUCCUGGCUAAUCUUUAGUCCCUACAGAUUGCAGUAUUUUAAUUGAAUGACUUGUGAUGUCGUUUUAAUCAAAGGACAAUGCUGGUUUUUAAACCGAUGUACAAUCAAUUGUUUGUACGAAACUGUUUCAAAUAAAACGCACAGAACCCCUUACCCCAAAA